CUCCUCCACCGCCAUGGCUUCUGCUUCUCCCGCCAAGAAGGUUCUGGUUCCGAUUGCGAAUGGCAAGGAGCCGGUGGACGCGGUGAUCGCCGUCGAUGUUCUGCGCCGAGCCGGAGCUGAUGUCACUGUGGCUUCUGUGGAGAAGCAACUGAGGGUUGAGGCUUGUCAUGGGGUUAAGAUCAUCGCUGAUGCUUUGGUUUCGCACUGUGGCCAGAGCUCCUUCGAUCUCAUUACUCUACCUGGAGGGAUGCCAGGUACUACCAAUCUUAAGAAUAGUGAAAGCUAUGAACAUAUACUCGAGACUCUUUUUCAUCUGUGCAAUGGUUGUGUGUAUAUGGUAUGUAAUCCAGCCAUCGCAAAUGAGAAGAUAACAUAUUAUCUUCUCAUCCUGAUCCUCAUAAAACUCACAUUUACAGUAGUAUAACUGCAAGGAUAGUCUUUAUUCUUUUUCUGCGAACUAGUUGUGUAAUUUUGCAACAUGAUCUCAUCAUAACCAUGAGCCUCUGAUUAUGGGCAAAGUUUGAUUAAUAUUUAAAAUUUCUCGUAACCAUACCUCUGGCAAUAAUUUUGCAAUGUUUGUAGUAAUAGUUAUCUUUUUCUUGAUUGCCACCUUCUGAUCUUUUGAAAUUAUACUGCUUUAUGCAUGUGAAUGAUGGUGGGCUACUGUUUCAUGAUAUAUACGAUCCCUUUCUGUCAAUGUUUGUAGUAAUAGUUUUGUUCUUUCUGUUUUUUCACAGUUGUUCUAUGAUGUUUGAGAUUCUUUGUAGUCAUAUUGGACUGAUGCUUGAUCUGGUAAGGAAGUACCUAAUAGUAUAGAUGGUAAUAAAUGUUAUCUCUGAAGAAAUUGUUCAUUGUUUGAUGGCUAUGAUUAUGGAAACUAAGUGCACUUAUGUAGAAUGGGAAACAAAGGAAGUAGAUAUAGUUGGAAUGCUGUCAAUUGAUUGAAAUUAGAAGUGUUUCAGAAUAGAGACAUUGUCUUCUACGAUGUAGUAGACAGUUGAACCAAAUGAUUGAAUAUCUCUGUUGACUCAAUAGUUAAGCUAUUUAAUAUAAUAUUUUUGGAUAAGAAUCAGUGUACCCUCAUAAGUUAUAUAUUGUUUCUUAUUCUCAAGAUUCCAGAUGCCAAUGGAGCUUUUCUUUAUCCUAUGUAUGGUCAUGGGGAGUUAGAACAAGCCUUUUGCUGCCGUGCUGCUGUUAAAAGUUGUCUUCAAGUUAGUUCAACUG
This is a messenger RNA of Rosa chinensis, 1224 nucleotides long. Its product is annotated as protein DJ-1 homolog B. Gene Ontology annotation, molecular function: protein deglycase activity. Bases 14 to 424 code for a protein of 136 amino acids. Gene Ontology annotation, biological process: guanine deglycation, glyoxal removal; protein deglycation, glyoxal removal. The transcript is spliced from 3 exons. Lineage: Eukaryota; Viridiplantae; Streptophyta; Magnoliopsida; Rosales; Rosaceae. Gene Ontology annotation, cellular component: nucleus; cytosol. The record is from RefSeq and is a predicted model, not a curated record.